Anthostomella pinea is the source of this 867-nucleotide messenger RNA. NCBI's taxonomy places the organism in Eukaryota, Fungi, Ascomycota, Sordariomycetes, Xylariales, Xylariaceae. The record is from the annotation of a GenBank genome assembly.
AUGUCCGAAGAUACACCCGCACUCAAACCCGACGAGCCCACCACUCCGCUCCAGGAGCUUUGGGCUACGGCCAAAGGCAACACCCACCCCGAAAUCUGGGGUGUCACGCUGGCCGACCCAGCCACACACGUCCCAUCUCAGAUUGUGUUCCAAAAAUACCUGAACGCCAAUGAAGGAGACGUAGUCAAGGCCCGGGAUCAGCUCGUCAAGACACUCGAGUGGCGGGCCAAGAGGAAGCCACUGGAACUCAUCAAACAAAACUUCAACCGCACCAAAUUCCAGGGUCUGGGUUAUGUCACGCAGUAUGUCAGCGGUACUGAGGACGAGGUCGCGGGUGACCCCGAGUCCAAGGAGAUCUUCACGUGGAACAUCUAUGGCAACGUCAAGUCUAUCGACGACACCUUUGGAGACCUUGAAGAGUUUCUGAGUUGGCGAGCCGCCCUCAUGGAGAUGGCAGUGCUGGAGCUCUCGCUCUCCACCGCCACCAAGCCCAUCACGGUCGACUACGACCCGUACAAGAUCUUCCAGGUCCACGACUACAAAUCCAUCAGCUUCCUCCGACAGUCUCCGCGGGUCAAGUCUGCGAGUACCGAGACCAUCAAGGUAUUCGCUACAGCCUACCCGGAGCUCCUGAAGGAAAAGUUCUUCGUCAACGUCCCAGUCAUCAUGGGCUUCAUGUAUGGCUUUAUGAAGCUAUUUGUCGCUGCCAAGACGAUCAAGAAGUUUCAUCCCAUGGCAAACGGUGCAAACCUUGCAAAGGAGUUUGGUGAGAGCAAGGUCCCCAGCCUUAGUGAAAAGCUGCCGGUCGAGUAUGGUGGAAAGGGGGCGGAUUUGAAGACGCAGGGCAAGGAGCCUUCGGUGGAAUGA